Molecule: messenger RNA, 2350 nt
Organism: Effrenium voratum
Lineage: Eukaryota; Dinophyceae; Suessiales; Symbiodiniaceae
Source: the annotation of a GenBank genome assembly
CGCCGCUUUCCGUGUUUCCCAUCAUCCCAAACUGCGCUGACCAAGCCGGGUUUGCGUCAUGUCAGCGGCGAAGCUGGAGAAGAAGAUCUGGAACUUGGAGCUGCGGCUCAGGGAGGAGUUCCAAAUGGAGCUGCAGAAGGCCUUUGCGAAGAUCGAUUAUUUGGAAGCUCAGCUGUCCGGACACACCAGCGACGUGGACAAGGCCGACCUGAAGGCGCCUUCGGCUUUGCCGCCCUUGCGCUUCAGCAUGCCCAGUGCGCAGGAGAUGCGCACCAGCGUUCGCAAGAGCCGCGUGACCGUAGUCCCCGUGGACGAGGCGCUGGACGUCUCGGACGGCGACUCGGAGGUCUCGGUGCGGGCGGAGCGCUGGGUACCGCUGGAGCCCGUGGCCUUCCUGGAGUCCACGUGGAACCUGGUCCUGGUCCUGGGCUUCACCGAGGCGGGGUGGCUGGACAUUGCGAUCGCCUGUUUGAUGCUCCUGGUGAGCGCCGGCCUCCAGAUUACCUUUGCGGUGAUCUUGAUGGGCCAGGAUUUCCUGGGGAACCCCUUCGUGGCGGAGAUCCAGGCGGCGCAGGCCUGGCGCCAGAAGGUGGCCCACGACUACAAGCACAUGGACCUGGCGAUGACCAGUCUGGUCUCCCGCGUGUGCAACCAGGACAAUGGCCUCAUUGUCUCUACCAACCAGGCCUCCUUGAUCAGCCAGAUCAACUCCUUUUUAGGUCUCGGGACCACCGAGUUCAAUCCCGCAGGCCUGCGCCCUGGGAUCCUGCUGUGCAUGCUGUGCAUCCUGCUGUGGUGCCUGUACCUUUGCCACGAGUUCCGGGCCAUUUUCAUCUCUUUGGAAGCAGUCGCGCAAAUCCCGCGGAGCUGGGAGACCAAGUUCAAGGACGGGCGCUUUCUCUCCAUGUCCUACCUCCGCUUUGUUUCCUACGUCCUCGCGCGCCUGGCACGGGCCACCAUCGCGGGACUGUUGCUCUAUGCGGGGAUUGUGUGGCUGGCCAACACCACCUCGAUCUCCGAUUUGAUGCUCAACGCAGUGGCGCUAGGAGCCGUGCUGGACGUGGACGAGAUGUUCUUUGCUGCCUUAGUGCCAAAGAAGAUCCAGAUCAAGAUUCAAGACUUGGAAGCGAUCAAGAUCACCUACAGCCGAGGACGCAGCCAAGUGGAGUCCGUGCUGCUCGUGCUGGCGAUGACAGGCCUCAUGUUAUGGCCCUGGUUUCAGCUCGUAGAGCCCCUUGGGGCGGCCAUGCAGACAGUGAAGAUCGAGUACUGCGGGGGCAACCAAGACUUUGUGAUCGGGCUCAAUGAGAACCAAGGUGUGCCGGUUGGGUUGAGGACGCCCGCCUACAACGCCUCUUCGGCCGCGAGUCUCACGGAGAUCGCGGUGUCGAACUUUGCGCAGGCAGACGACAGCUCCAGCCCCUGGAUCCGCUUCACGGAUACCGCCCAGGAGUUUGAGACACAGCGCACAGACACCAUGAAUACCCUCGCAGCAAGCAGCAGCUGGCGAGUGUGCAUGGACGUGGACCAGUGGUAUCUGGGCGGGGAAGUAGCUCCGCAAGACAAGCAGAACGCCAUUGCCUACGAGCCCUUCUGGUGGUCUACAGCCUCUGGCCUGGGUUGGAGCAACACCUCCACCUGCAGUAACAUGGCGAGUCUGUGCAACGGCGACGAUGCCCACUUGCUGCGGCUGGUCUGCCCGCAAACCUGCGGCUGCGAUGAUCAUCUCACCAGCCCUUGGUACCAGCUGCAAGUGCACGGCUGCCCGGAGCGCUGCGCGGAGACGGUGAGUGACGGGGUGGAGGCGGCGGCGUGCCAGGACCACGUGAACGAAAGCCAAAGCCUUUGGCAAGAGUUGUGGGACGACUACCCCGACGUCAUCGCCAGUUUUAUGGGCCUUCCGGACGCUGCCAAAGACCCCAACGUGCUGGGCAUAGCGAGCUUGAUGAAGAGCCAAGGAUGCUCAGCCUUGUCUAGCAAUGGCACAGAGCCCAUGACGGGGAUAGAGUUUUGCAGCGGCCACUCUUCGCUCUUCACGCCGCUGGCCUACCUAUGCCCCGUAAGUUGUGGGUGCAUGCCCAGCACAGCCCUGGAGAGCUGCCCGAUAGACUGCACCUGCACGGACAAUGAGAAGGAUCUACCCGACGAGCUUUAUCAAGACUGUUCGGAGGUGGUAGCGAGGGGGGACUGCACGGAGUUUGGCAUCGGAGUCCGCUACUGUCAGAGACAAUGCAACCUUUGCAACGUGAAGGUGCCGUGAGUGCGGUGAGGCGCUGGUACAUCCUGCACCUUCAUUUUAACACUUUGUUUGCUCGAUGUGGUUUGUCAAAAUUUGUCUUGCCGACUGAAC